UAGUGGAGCGCGAGUCGAGGGCAGAGGGAGCGCAGGGCAGCACUCUGCGGAGCUGUUCAUCGCCGGAGGUGCUGAGCCUCCUUCCUUCCUUCGCUGCCUUCGUCCUUCCUUCCUUCCGAAGGGAAUGGCUCUGCUCCGCUCAAGGAAAGGAACCCCACAGUAAUAAGCUUAUGCUAGAGAAGACGAGGCUGGAUGAAGUCUUGACACAGUAAAAGCCUUGAACAGAAGCCUCCUCUUCAGAUCUCAAGUGCAAGAACAAGAGCAGAAAUUGCAUACAUCCCAUGGUGCACUUAGCAGCCUUUCUGCGCUGAGCUCUUAAAACAUAAUAGUGACUUUUUUUCUUACUCUCCUCUGGUAACCUGCUAUGGCUCCUUGGAGUGAACAAUGAUACACCAGGAAGCCUUCAGACACUGCAAGCCCAAAGGAACCUCAGCCUCCCUUGCCCUCCUUUCCAUGACAACAUGAGAUGGUGCUCCUAAGGUGAUAAAGGACUUGCUUGCAGGCUGGAAGACGCAACCUUUCCAGGAGAAUUUCCAUUCUUUCCCCCCAUCCCACCCUUUUCCUUGCAAACAAUUGUUCCGAUGGAUGGGGUACGGUGGUGACACCAUGUAGAAGGCGCUGAAGAGGUGUCCUUACUGAGUUGCAAUGGUUUUAUACACUUCCCCAUUUCCCAACGGCUUUCUGUCAGCACUGCAUUCUUUCUCUUGGGGCUUGAUCUUCCCAUGUUACUGGCUCGGAGACCGGCUUGUGGCCUCUUUUGUGCCUACCACGUACGAGAAGCGCCAACGGGGAGAUGACCCGUGCUACUUCCAUGCCCUAUGUGUUAUCAUCACGACUCCCAUCUACCUAGCCCUCUUGGUGGUUUCCCUUCCUUUUGCCCUGAUCGGUUUUGUGUUAUGGUCCCCUCUCCAGUCCGCACGGCGGCCUUACAUCUACUCCAGGCUCCAGGACAAAAGCCAGAUCAAUGGCAGCACGCUGCUCACCGAGUGGAAAGCCUCCAGCAAUGGGAAAAGUUUUUGUUUCAGCACCGCAAACGUUUGCCUCCUCCCAGACUCCUUGGCCCGAUUCAACAAUGUUUUCAACACGCAGGCGCGGGCGAAGGAAAUUGGCCGGCGGAUCCGGAACGGAGCCAGCAGGCCCCAGAUCAAAAUCUACAUCGAUUCCCCGACCAACACAUCCAUCAGCGCAGCAAGCUUUAGCAGCUUGGUCUCCCCUCAGGGUGGAGAUAGCAAUAACCGGGCCGUCAACGCCGGGAUCAAGAGGACGACGUCCAUGGAGUACAAGGGGGAUAACUCUGGUUCCAACAACAGUGAAGACAACAAAGAGGCCAAAGCUGGAGGGGAAGCCAACGAAGGAGAAGAUGGCAAUACAUGCAUCGUCCGCAUAGGUGGUGAAGACAACGGUCACAUUUCUGACCCAGAAGCAGACGGCCAGGUGAAUAAUAAUAGGGGGGCCCCAGACCGUUCCCCGGAAGCUGAAGCGGAAAGCUUGAAAGGCCAAACACCCAACCAUAAACAGAAGGAAGGGGACUCUGGAAGCCUGGAUAGCUACACUGCCUCUCGGGAGUCUCUGGUGAAGGUGCGUGCCGGAGACGGCCCGGUGGACCAAAGCACUGUCAACAGCAAGCUCCUCUACAAGGCCUCGCUCAUGAAGAAGACCUCGGUGAGAAAAAAGAGGAACACGGAUGAGCCCUUUGAUCACGAGAUCUCCGCUUUCUUCCCUGCCAACUUGGACUUCCUCUGCCUGCAGGAAGUGUUUGACAAAAGGGCGGCGGAGAAGUUGAAAGAGCAGCUCCACCAUUACUUUGAAUACAUUCUGUACGACGUUGGGGUCUACAGCUGCCACGGCCACUGUACGUUUAAGUUUGUCAACAGUGGCCUGCUUUUCGCCAGCCGCUAUCCUGUCAUGGAUGCUGCCUAUCACUGUUAUCCCAACGGAAAAGGAACGGACUCCUUGUCUUCUAAAGGGGCCCUGUUUCUAAAGGUGCAAGUGGGAAGUACACCUCAGGACCAAAGAAUUGUAGGAUACAUUUCCUGCACUCACUUGCAAGCCCUGGCAGGGGACACAACUGUCCGAUGUGAACAACUGGAUCUGCUUCAGGAUUGGCUGGCUGAUUUCAGAAAAUCUACCUCCUCCUCCAGCACAGCCAAUCCAGAGGAGCUGGUGGCAUUUGAUGUUCUCUGCGGAGAUCUCAACUUCGAUAAUUGCUCAUCAGAUGACAAGCUGGAGCAGCAACAUUCCUUGUUUACACGCUACAAGGAUCCGUGCCGCAUUGGUCCAGGGGAGGACAAGCCAUGGGCAAUUGGUACCUUGUUAGAUCCAGAAGGACUGUAUGAUGAAGAAGUGUGCACUCCAGAUAACCUACAGAAGACGGUGGAAAGUGAAGAUGGGCGGAAAGGUUUCCUCGUCUUUCCCACCAGCAAGAGCCACGCUUCGAGUCAGAAGGGGAGGAAGGGAGCGCGGAAGGGCAACGGGAGGCGAAUUGACUAUAUGCUUUACACAGAAGAAGGACUUUAUCUCGAGUGGAAAGUGGAAGUAGAAGAGUUCAGUUUUAUCACCCAGUUGGCAGGACUUACAGAUCACCUGCCGGUUGCCAUGCGCCUGAUGGUUUCAAUGGGAGAAGAGGACCCUUAAAGAAGGACGCUGGGUUUUCUUCUCCUCUGAGGGUUUAGAAGAGGGAACUUCCAAACUUGGGACCCAGAUGCAGGAAGGCAAAGCGUGGGAUUUUUCUCGUCUCCCCCACCCUUCCCAGACAUUUGCACAAAAAUGGACCAAGCUCGACUCAGAUGAACCUAUAGCUGCAACUUUUACCUGCUUUUCCAGCUCCUCUCCAUUUGCGUCCGGCUAGGAAGACGUUAAAAAGGGAAGCAAGGAACGUAUGUGAAUAUGUUUUAGGGGAGACGG
Messenger RNA from Sceloporus undulatus (fence lizard), 2904 nucleotides. It is a transcript of the gene SMPD3, whose product is annotated as sphingomyelin phosphodiesterase 3. Gene Ontology annotation, molecular function: sphingomyelin phosphodiesterase activity. Lineage: Eukaryota; Metazoa; Chordata; Lepidosauria; Squamata; Phrynosomatidae. The transcript is spliced from 10 exons. The record is from RefSeq and is a predicted model, not a curated record. Gene Ontology annotation, cellular component: cytoplasm; extracellular region. The coding region runs from base 646 to 2634 and encodes 662 amino acids. Gene Ontology annotation, biological process: sphingomyelin metabolic process.